Molecule: messenger RNA, 2558 nt
Organism: Onychostoma macrolepis
Lineage: Eukaryota; Metazoa; Chordata; Actinopteri; Cypriniformes; Cyprinidae
Product: gastrula zinc finger protein XlCGF57.1-like
Exons: 3
Coding region: 226-1764 (512 amino acids)
Biological process (GO): regulation of transcription by RNA polymerase II
Molecular function (GO): RNA polymerase II cis-regulatory region sequence-specific DNA binding; DNA-binding transcription factor activity
Source: RefSeq, a predicted model, not a curated record
AACACGCACGUGCCACACACUUCAUUCGGCGACAGGUGGCGGUAAUGCGCUCAUGUGUCAACGAUCCGCCGUGAAACAACAAGAAGACAUUACCAGUCAGCUUUGGGUCUCCUGAGCAAUUCACCUACAGUUCAGCGUCUGAGCAGCAGUUCACCAAUAAAUGCUGGAAUAGUCCCAUUAGCCUAAAAGUGAAGAAGAUGAAGUUUGUGAAAGAAAACUGAAAACAUGAAUGAUCCAGAGCCCUGCGAAAUAAAACAGGAAGAUCUUGAACGACAAAUAGACCUGAUAGAAGAGAACAAGGAGAUUGAAGAACUCGUUGAAGCAGGGGAGAAACAUCAGGUCAAAACUGAAGAAACAUCCUGGAGUUCCCCAUUGAAAGAUGAGAAUAUAUGUUUCACUUGCCCUCAGUGUGGAAAGAGUUUCUCAUGCAAACAAAAUCUUGACCUUCACAUAAAAUUUCAUCGUGGAGGAAAGCCAUAUGCAUGUGAUGAGUGCGAGAAGAUUUUCACUAUAAAAGGAAACCUUAUUGAACACAUGAAAAUUCACAUUGCAGAGAAGCUACACAUCUGUGAUCAGUGUGGGAAGAGUUUCACACAAAAACAAAACCUUGAUGAACAUAAGAAAAUCCACACUCUGGAGAAGCCAUACACAUGUGAUCAAUGUGGGAAGAGUUUCCCAUUUAGAGGAAACCUUGAGGAACAUAUGAGGAUCCACACUGGAGAGAAGCCGCACAAAUGUGAUCAAUGUGAGAAGAGCUUUGCACAAAAAGGAAACCUUAAUGUACACAUGAAAAUCCACACUGCAGAGAAGCCAUACAUCUGUGAUAAGUGCGGGAAGAGUUUUGCACAAAAAGGAAACCUUAAUGAACACAUGAAAAUCCACACUGUAGAGAAGCCAUACACGUGUGAUCAGUGUGGGAAGAGUUUCCCACAAAAAGGAAACCUUAACGAACACAUGAAAGUCCACACUGGAGAGAAGCCAUUCGCAUGUGAUCAGUGCGGGAAGAGAUUCACACAUAAAGGUAACCUUAAUGAACACAUGAAAAUCCACACUGGGGAGAAGCCGUAUGCAUGUGAUCAGUGUGGGAAGUGUUUCGCACAUAAAACAAACCUUAAUGAACACAUGACAAUUCACACUGGAGAGAAACCUUACACAUGUGCUCAGUGUGGAAAGAGUUACGCAAGAAAAGGAUACCUUAAUGAUCACAUGAAAAUCCACACUGGAGAGAAUCUGCACAAGUGUGAUCAAUGUGGAAAGAGUUUCAGAAAAUCAGGCGUUUUUAAAGUACAUCUGCUUACUCAUUCUAGAGAAAGACUAUUUAACUGUGACCAGUGCGGUAAGAAGUUUUUUAGGGCAGAUUUCCUGAAGGACCACCUGAAAGUUCAUACUAAGGAGAGGCCUUAUGUAUGUUCUUUGUGUGGAAAGAGUUUUAGACAGAUUGGUAAUUUAAAAAUACACCAGAAAAGACACAGCGGUGUGAAGGAUCAUGUUUGCUCUGAGUGUGGGAAGACUUUUUUUACAGAUGGUGCACUGAAAGUGCACCAGACAGUUCACACCAGAGAAACACCCUAUAAGUGUUCACACUGUGACAAGAGCUUCAAACGGUCAGAAUAUCUGAAAAUACACGAGAGGAUCCACAGUGGAGAGAAGCCGUAUCACUGCCAUUCAUGUGGGAAGAGUUUCACUCAUUUUUCUUCUCUAAUCGGUCAUAAAAGAAAAUGCAUGUCUGAAAUUACAGCAAGUAGUUCGAGUUUUGAUCUGUAAGACUGCAUCAAACAACUGUAUUGAUUAAUCAAAGAUUAUUAGAACAAUAAUGAACUGACUUGAUUAUUUCAGAUGAAACUUUUUUGUUGUUUGUUUUAAUCAUUUUAUUAUUAUUAUGCAUUCGUCAUUCUAUGUUUUUAUAUUUUAUAUUAGUUAAUCUUUUAAAUAUUUUAUUUCUCAUGCAAUGCUCGCUAUUGUUGUUUAAUUGUAUGGUUGUAUGGUUUGUAAGAAAUAAAAGAAUGUCUUUGUGUCUAGGUUUUUUUUACCUUUGCAGGACUAUGUUGUGAAACAGUAUUUUUCCCUUGUUUUUGCUUUGAUUAUAAUAAGACUCAAUAAUCUGGUAUUUGUAUUAUCAUCACUUCGUCUUCUGCUUCUGCUCUUAUCUGUAUUUUAUUUGCACUAGAUCUGAUUUAUCGGUAGAAAGGGAAUACUAAUUUCUUUAAAUGUGCCCUAGAAUGCAUUGAUACAAUAUUUAAAAUUGUGCUCUGAUAUCUACAUAGAAAGUAUAUGGCUUAGGUAAGGGUAAAAAUAAAACCAGAAGUGGUUUUACAUGUGUAUUUACAACCCUAGGAUUUCUCCCUAGAAUGAAAUGAUCUGUUAUUGGCAUAUUUGGAAGGGUCAUGAAUAAUAAUGUUGAGCUCUGCUCUGAUUGGUUGUUUCACAGUGCAGCUCAUUUCAGUAGCUCACACAGCAGGAAGGAAACACAGGGAGGAAAAUAUAUAUUUCAAUACUUUCUCUCACAGUUAUAUUGUCUGGUAAUUAUACUGUAUAUGAAAAUGGGGGCAUCAGGGAGC